This is a messenger RNA of Symbiodinium pilosum, 1743 nucleotides long. The record is from the annotation of a GenBank genome assembly. Lineage: Eukaryota; Dinophyceae; Suessiales; Symbiodiniaceae.
AUGAGCUGGAAAUGGUUCGGUGCUGGUUUCCUUGUCGGUGCCACAACGGUCUACUUGCUUACGCAAGGACAGUACGCACAGUGGUUGUCUUCACAACGCGAUCGCUUGAAGCAGGUAAGCUAUAGCUUUGUUAGGGAUGGCCCGUACAUCCAGGAGAGUAUUCCUAUAGGGACUAGCAGUGGGUCAGCAGGCUUACCUCCGGAAGAAGCUCCCCUGGCUACCCCCGGCCCAAGUCCAGAAGCAGAAGCUACAUCUCCUGGAAGACCAAUCUCCAGCUGCCCCGAGCUUUCCUCGGCUUUCCGUUGGGGAUGGGACGUGGCCUGUAAUGCGUGGAAGGUGAAGGACGAGACCUGCGAGCUUUUCAAUGCUUCCAAAAUGAGCAACAACGCGUCUCUGUUCUUGGAGGUGGCCACACGAUCUGCGGACAAGAGCUAUCACCCCAACCUGGCAAGGCUUCAAAUGCGUCUGAUUGAAGCUAUCCAAGAAAACCGACCUCUACGGGUUCUCACCAUGGGUCCCUCAAAUACUGUUGGUAACGGAUGCAACAAACGCAGUGAUAUGUAUUGGACUUCAGCAUUGCAGAAGUUAUCAAAGCUGGAGAACAGCCAGCUGCAAUUGGAUGUCAUCAAGGGGGCAAGAGCAGCUACACCGUUCAAAUUCACGUGGAGCUCUAUUCUAAGAGAGUACGAGAAGGACACCACUCUGGAUGUGAUCCUCUGUGAUUACGCAGUCACUGGCAUUGAUGUGGAAAACAACCGGCACCAGCUCUUCGUAAUGAACGCGCAUGUGCAAAACUGGAAGCGGCCUCCGGCCAUUCUAUUCCUUGAGACUUUUACUCAAAGAGUCAUGAUCUCCAUGGAGGAAGUCCCGUGGGAGAAUCUGGAUGCGUGCACUUACUCCAAUGCCAUGGAGGAAUUCGACCCGUUUUUUCCGGUUCUGAGAAGCCUCAGCAUCCCAAUGCUGAGCUAUCCGGAUAUCGCCUGCGCCCUGCCUCAUCUGGGGCACCGCUCGAGCAGCCAGAACGGCAUACCUUUCCUCUUUACCUACAAGGGAGAGGGAAAUCACCAUUAUGGCUGCGGGGUCCACUUCAUCCAGGCCCAGGCGAUUUAUCUUUUUCUGCUCCAGCUUCUGCAGCUAGCCUGCAUAAAAGGCUUCGCUGCCACAAUGCAAGCAGCUCUAGCAAGUGAGGCAGAGCUGAAAAUGCAGCUGAAAGAUCAGCAUUUCUCCUUGGAGGACAAGUGCAAGAUGAGCCUCAUUACCUAUUUGGCCUACUCUGGUCACAUGAAUUUCCUUGCCAUUGUUGCAAACAACUCCAAAUGGAGUUUUGGUGCUGAUCGGCCAGGCAAGUUUGGCUGGAUUGCGAAUUAUGUUGAUGAAGCAGGUCGGACAGAUUCCAAUCUGCCGGGGCGCGUGAAGGCACCGCGACCUGCAUCGCGAUACCCCCAGUAUGAUGGGCUGGGGCCAAAGGAGAUUGUUUUCAUAGUGAAGCUCAACUUGGGUUUGGUCAUCAUGGAGUUCCUGUCCACCUACCAGAAUAUCGGCUCUAUCUGGUGCCAGGUUGAAGACAUGUCCGGCAAGGUGGUUUCGGAGCCCCUUCAACUAGAUGGCCUGUGGUCCACAAAGGUCUCCCUGGCCAACUCUGCCACCCUGAAUGCCAACACAUCACGUGUGCGGGAUGCUGCUGUUCGCUGUACAUGUGAAGAGGAGAAGAAGUUCAAGCUCCUUUCCGUUUCCGCGUGCUGA